UUUACAUUAUUUGUGUCCUGAAAUACAACCGCCGCCGUCGUCGUCGUUGUUGGCGACGCGAGUCUUAUCAUUCUCAAAAGAGAAUGGCUGUAUAUUCGCGGCAGCGAGUAUCACGCAGCCUUCAGUAGGAUGAUGAUAGAGGGCCAGGUGCAUCAACAUCCGGUACGAGUGCCGCCCGACAAGUCGCAGCCGCUUCAGAAUGCCAAUACCAUCAAGUUCGAAAAUGAGCAAUGUAAGGAGCCCCUGCUUCCGGAGAAGCAGAACUCCCACAGGAUGACACCAACCGAUGGUCGUUCGCGGACCACCUCCGAGUCAAAGGAUACCACGACCACCGCCACCACUACCGUCAGCACCGCAACGACCACCAAUGGACAAGCGGCAGCUGCGAAUACCACCGGUGGACACACCACCGAUGACUGCCUUGAGGUAACGAUCUUUGACGAGGGCAUUGAUGGCGGCCGAUUGCCGGACGUCGUCGCCGAGAGCAAGAUCUACGGCGUGACCGAAGAGGAUGAGCCGCUCGAGUCGUACUUGGCAAUUACCAUCCAGGUCUUCAUACCCUUCCUAAUCGCCGGCCUGGGCAUGGUGGGUGCCGGAUUAGUCCUCGAUCUCGUCCAACACUGGGUAGUCUUCGAGAAAGUCAAUGAGCUCAUGAUUCUGGUACCGGCGCUUCUAGGGCUGAAAGGUAAUUUAGAAAUGACUCUGGCGUCGCGUCUUUCUACUCAAGCGAAUCUUGGACAUAUGGACAUGCCAAAGGAGCAAUGGCACAUGAUCAUAGGCAAUCUCGUUUUAAUACAAUGUCAAGCGAUAGUGGUGGGAUUUCUGGGUUCCGUGGUGGCGAUCGUGAUGGGUGCCUUCCGCAACGGAACGGUUUCCCUGGACCAUGCCUAUCUACUGUGCGCCAGCAGUUUGGUCACCGCGUCCCUCGCUUCCUUUGUUCUGGGCCUUAUUACCGCGGGCGUCAUCGUCUUUUCCCGUCAUUGCCAUAUCAAUCCGGACAAUGUGGCCACGCCGAUAGCCGCCAGUCUCGGCGACAUCACGUCGUUGGCUCUCCUCUCAUGGAUCGCCACCAUACUCUAUGAAUGCAUAGACAAGCAGGACUGGGUGGCACCUCUUGUCAUAGCCUGUUAUGUCCUUGUAACGCCGCUCUGGGUUUGGAUCGCCAAGAAAAACAAAUAUACCAACGAUGUGCUCUACUUCGGCUGGACACCAGUCAUGGUGGCCAUGUUAAUCAGCAGCUGCGGCGGUCUUAUAUUGGAGUUUAUGGUGUCGCGCUUCGAGAACCUGACAGUGUUCCAGCCAGUCAUCAACGGCGUCGGCGGGAACCUGGUAGCCGUUCAGGCCAGCAGAAUAUCAACGGCGCUUCACAAACAAGCCGAACUCGGCACACUUCUAAUCCCACCGGGCCACACGCACCCCGUCAUCUUCAUCACCCCAAUUGCCAAUUUUUUCGGGAAAGGUAUGCACGCUAGAACCACGAGAGUCCUGAUGACAAUGGUGAUACCGGGCCACGUCAUUUUCAUUUACCUGAUCAAUUACAUGAAGGACGGUAAUACAUCGAUGACUCCGCUCUUCGUCUUCGUUUACCUCUGCGCAGCGAUGCUGCAGGUCGCAGCUCUCCUCUACAUCGCCUACAUAAUGAUCCAUUGGAUGUGGAAGCGAAAGAUCGAUCCCGACAACUCGGCGAUUCCAUAUCUGACCGCGAUGGGUGAUUUACUCGGGAUUAGCCUGCUGGCGAUUGCCUUCCAAUUUCUGUACCUGGUCGGAGAUCAAGAUUUCGACGCGCCCUGACCGUAGAAGUCGCAAAUUAUAGCGUUCUUCGGCAGGCGGGACGCACAAGUUAGAACUGUCGGACCGAAAGGGCAUUCCUACGAGGCUGUGGUCGUCUGAAAGUAUAUUCCACCAAAUCUAAUCAUCGAUCUGCCAGUCCGCCGACGAGUCCCACGGACGGACGAUCGCAAUGGUAUUGCUUGGCAAAGUAUUAAUAAUUCACCACUUGUAUCCUGUGUUCGCCAAGAAUUAAUUAAAGAUUAGGUAUCUUGGGACUGGUUGUUUGCAUUUUGUGAAAACCGGUCAAAUUAUUUCCAUUAUCGAUGCAAACGUCUCUCAAUACUUAAUAAUUCAUAAUUUUUUUUACAAACGCAAAAUAUAAGUGGCCGAUCAUUCGUACCUUGUCAAGUCGAGCGGGCGCGUACUCAGGUUUCAAUUAGUUACUAAUAUAUCAGAAGAUAAUACGAAGUCGGUAGCACGUAGCAAAUUAAUUCGUCGACUAUCUAAAAAUUAUAUUUUAACAAAACGUGGAAUUUUUCUCAACAAUCCUAAUUCUGGAAUUCAAGCCUAAAGUUUGAGAAUUAAUUUCUUCUAGAAAAGCGAUAGAAGCAUUUAAUUAACGGCAAUAAUUUUCCUCGGCAUAUAUCUCUCGAGCGAGUAAAGCCUAAGAUUCGCUAGUCCCGAAACUUAAGGAUUUCAAGAUCCUAAGAGCAUAAUUCUCUUCACUGUAUUAUAAGUAAAAAAUUGAAGGUUGUCGUAUUUUCCAGUUAGAAAUAAUUUACGAAGUUACAUAUUAAAUUACAAUCGCGAGAAUUGCGAUAGCAAUUUAAUGUUAGGACUCCGUAAGUCCAGAGUUCGUUCAUCCUCGGACUCACAGCGAGAAUUCUGGCUCUUCCACGGAGCGCGCGCGCGUAAAUAAAAGCACGUGUAGUCGCAAUACCAACGCGUAUGUGUCUUCGAAUAGUUGCCUUCGUAUACGACGAAAUUUAGAUAGGUAUUUAGAAGCUGCCACACGACCUAUUUUUGGAAGCUUUGGAGAAGCUCUCGGAGAUUUUACUCAAAGCCCUUAAAAUAGCCCUGCCGCAUAAAGUCCUACUUUAGCUCUUACGAUGCGGUUUAAUAGGAAUUCGGUCUUCCUCGCGCAAAUAACUAAUUCUGAGAUUUUUUAAUCUUCUGAAUUGUUUAUCGAUAGUA
Molecule: messenger RNA, 2964 nt
Organism: Mycetomoellerius zeteki
Lineage: Eukaryota; Metazoa; Arthropoda; Insecta; Hymenoptera; Formicidae
Product: solute carrier family 41 member 1
Exons: 7
Coding region: 130-1791 (553 amino acids)
Biological process (GO): monoatomic cation transport
Cellular component (GO): plasma membrane
Molecular function (GO): monoatomic cation transmembrane transporter activity
Source: RefSeq, a predicted model, not a curated record